UUUCCGUUGUUGGUUGGAGACGAGACGAGCGAUUGGAUGUCCGGCCAACUCUUUUCCCCUCCAGCCAGCCAGUCACAGCAACUGCCCGCUUUCAGUGUUCCUUUCCCCUCUACUGCCACCAUGUGAGCAGCUGAGUGAGUCGGAUGGGAACGGCAGGAACUUUUUCCAUGUCAAUCAGUUCUCUUGCUCGACCUGACCCGACAUUUCCAUCAGCUGCCUCCCCUCACUCUCGUCGAAAGGUUCAGCCCGCCACUCGUUACCCUAACCGACACCGAGACUAUCGACCAUACGACCAAACCUACCUAGCCAACCAUAUUCACGCGACAACAACAUCGACACCGAGACCGCGAUUGCGCUUGCGCCAUGGACAUCAUCAAUGGUUGGACCUGAUCCUGACGACCACACUGUUGACCUGCAGUAGUAGCAUAGUGAAGCUCCUGAUUCGGUAACCAUCGCGACCAAGAUAUUCUUCCACAGCCCCAAGCUUACGCCAUCCGUGCGACAAUACUGCUAUACCGACUGGACGAACCCCGCGCAGCCUUGUCAACUUCUUGCGCCGAAUCAUACCGCAAUCAUGCCGGGCGCACGCUCCGAUGCGAACACUCCUCAGCCCGACCGGGAGUUUAUAUCUGACGAGGCACACCUCCUUCCGUUGCCUCCAGACGCUCCUGAUCUCCACGAACUCAACGCCUCUCUCGAUGCCCUCUCCGCCGUCUUCCCCGACAUACAAAUAGACGUCUUCCGCGAGAUGCUCUCCAGCUUCGACGGCGAAUCGAGACUCGCUCUGGUCGCCAACGCUCUCAUCCAAAACAAGGUCACUUGGGUCAAGGGUCGCUGGAGAGCCGCCGAAGAGAUGCCUCGCAACGUGCCAGCCACAGCUGGGCCAGUCUCGGUCCCCUCCAGGCACAAGUUUCGAAGCAAGGAGUACAGAAGCGCAGUCGAAAGACUUGCGUGGCAGGAGUUCAAAGGAUUGUCCCGAUCGACCAUCACCGCAGUCCUCGCCGAGAAUAACUACUGGUACCCGGAUGCCCGUCCAACGCUGGUCAGCCUUUCGUCCAAAUCCUGGCGAUUUGCCAUCUCGUCUCUAUUCCUACGCAGAAAAUCUGUAUCGGGCACCGAGGCAGCAACACACCCGCUUGUCAUCUGGAAAUCAUCUGGCAGGGGCUCUAUUGUGCCCUGUAUCAAGACCACGGGCAAUGCCGAGCUAGAUAAGGAGCUCUACGAAGCACUCAUUCUUCCCAUCCUCAAACAGGCACGUCAGGAAAGGGAAGACAAGGAUCACAGCUUAGCGGCAGAGCUCAACACCAAAGAAGCGGAGGCGCUAGCAAGCAUGUUUGAGUGCUCGUGCUGCUUCACCGAAGCUACGUUCGAAGAGAUUGUGUCAUGCAACGUUGACGGACAUACCAUCUGCUUUCGAUGUGUCCACCAUACCCUCUCGGAAGCCGUAUUCGGACAAGGCUGGCAGUCAACCAUUAACACGGAAACUGGCACACUACGUUGCCCAGCUGUGGAAGGAAGCGGGUGCAAAGGGUGUAUCUCUCAAGAACAGAUGCACCGGGCCAUGCUUGAGUUCAAAAAGGGCGCUGGGAUCAUGCACAAGUUUGAGCAACGUCUAGCCGAGCACAGUCUCGUAGUCAGCGGACUCCCACUUGUCCGCUGCCCUUUCUGUUCCUACGCCGAAGUCAACGAGAUAUACGAGCCUCCUAACCCACUGCCUUACCACUCCCUUAGGAAGAACGCCUUUCAGCUCAUGUUCGCUGUCCUGUGCAUUGGGUUCAUUCCCUUUAUACUACCUCUGGUCCUGAUAAUCGGAAUAAUUACGGUCCUGCUAAGUUACAAGCAGGAUAUAGUAAUACCCUUAUCCCAAGAAUAUCACGCCGCGCGCCAGCGUCUCCAGCGCCGCCGUCGCGGACCCAAGUUCACCUGCCGAAACCCCGAAUGCCAACGCAACUCGUGUCUCUCAUGCAGCAAAGAAUGGGUUGACAUACAUGUCUGCAACGAGUCCUCCCUCGUCGCCUUGCGCACACAAGUAGAGCAAGCCAUGAGCAUGGCGGUCAAGCGUGUCUGUCCCCGCUGCAAUACCUCUUUCGUCAAAACGGCCGGCUGCAACAAGCUCACUUGUCCGUGCGGAUACAAGAUGUGCUACGUCUGUCGAAAGGACAUUGGCGGGGACGGGGAUGGCCCAGACGUGGGGUACAGGCACUUUUGCGACCACUUCAGACCGGAGGGAGAUGGGAGGAAGUGCGACAAGUGUACCAAGUGCAAUUUGUGGGAGGCUGAGAAUACGGAGCUGGUGCUGAAGCAGGCCAAGGAGGAGGCGGAGAGGAAGUGGUUUGAGACGGAGAAUAGGGAGUUGACGGGCGCCGAGAAGGUGUUCUUGGAGACGGGCAUGGCGAUUGACCCGAAUGCAGCGGCAAGGAUGGAUAAGAUGUAUGCGCAUGGGAGUUGGCGGGUGCCGACGCUGGCGGAGUUGUUUGAUUUUAUCCUGGAACAUAUCUUGGAGGCGUGACAAUGCAGAUUAUGGGAGGAGCGAUGCUCGGCGCGCAGUGUCACUUUUCUACCCGCGUAGUGCCAUAGUAAUCCCUAAACCUAUAAUGCUUCUAAUAUUAUCAGACACCCUAAUAACUGGCUCCUUCACAUUCGUAAUGUAUCCUUAGUAGAGUCAUAGUAGUUAAAUGGUUGUGCUUACACAAGGA
This is a messenger RNA of Neurospora crassa OR74A, 2696 nucleotides long. RefSeq lists its product as hypothetical. The coding region runs from base 575 to 2509 and encodes 644 amino acids. Lineage: Eukaryota; Fungi; Ascomycota; Sordariomycetes; Sordariales; Sordariaceae. The transcript has a single exon. The record is from RefSeq and is a predicted model, not a curated record.